Molecule: messenger RNA, 1782 nt
Organism: Phialemonium atrogriseum
Lineage: Eukaryota; Fungi; Ascomycota; Sordariomycetes; Cephalothecales; Cephalothecaceae
Exons: 1
Coding region: 1-1782 (593 amino acids)
Biological process (GO): regulation of DNA-templated transcription
Molecular function (GO): DNA-binding transcription factor activity
Source: RefSeq, a predicted model, not a curated record
AUGUCGCAGAGGGGACCUGCGCCUCGCCCUGCUUCCCGCCGGUCCUCCAAGUCCCCUCCCAUAGCCACCUUCUCCUCGCCCCAUUCUUCGCAGCCCGGUCCUCAGCCCGGUCUCGUCCAACGCGAUGAUCCGGCAGCUCAACACCACGACCGCCGAGAGAGCGUCGUGGCCGAGGAGGGAGGGAGGCCAUACCCAGCCAACCCGAGAACCUCAGUUGUGCACAAUAUCCUCAACCCAUCGGAUCAGCGCCACCCCUACAGCGGCACGAUACCCCCGGUCCCCAGGCCAACUGAGGGAGGAGGCACCUCCUCGCCGGGCAUCGCCCCAAGGCCUUAUGGAACGCACUCGCCAAGCCACCCGUACGUCUUCCACAGUCAACAACAGCAGCCGCCUGUAGCGCCACAACCGACUUAUUCCCCUUUCCCUCCUUCGACGCUGCCAUCAGGGGUACCCUCGAUCCUUGAGCGUGGUUCGCCGACCGGCCGACACUCCUACUCGCCUAUCGAGGGUGCAAGGCGGAUUCUGACGCCAAAGUCGCCAAGAGUGAGCAGCUUAAACCGUCCAGGCCUCGUGGCUGGGGGCUCUCCUAAGCCGCCCCUGCCUCCACAUAUUACUUCACGGGGCAGUCUAACACCCCACAACAUGGGCCCUCGUGCUGGUCCUUCGCGGCUUGGAGCGCAGACGCCAUUGCAGGGCCUGCGCCAAGGGUAUUCUGAACAGCCACCAACAACAACCCCUCCUCCCUCACGAUCGCUUUCACAACCCAUUAUCGAUCAUGCCCUGACUUCAGGCCACCAGCACCAGCACCCGCACCAUCAGGAGCAUCAGCAGCCGACUAGUAGACCCCCUAUGCUCCUCUCGGGCUCUCCCUUUAUGUCUGGCCUGACUCCGGGGAGGGGCCUCUCCGCGUCGGGCCUAGGAGGUGACGGUCGAUGGAUGACGAGCUUUCUUGAUCAAAUGGCUCCCGGGGUCGGGGGGGCGCGGGGCACGCCGAUGGACGGCCAACAUCUCCUCACUAUCACCCCUUCACACGGAGAUGAGAUCCUGGUACCUGUGGAUAUACACCAGGCUUCCAAACAGGCGGAUGAGAAAAGACAGCGGAACGCGGGGGCUUCUGCAAGGUUUAGAAUGCGCAAGAAGGAGAGAGAAAGAGAGCAACAGCAAGGACUGCAGAAACUGGAGACUUCGAACCGCGAACUGGAGAAGCGUGCUCGUGAUCUCGAGGCGGAGCGCGACUACUAUCGCAACGAGCGGAACCGACUGAGAGACAUAGUGUUGCGAACACCAAGCAUCAGCGAGUGGGCAAACCGAGGCCCGCCCAGUCCGACGUCAGCACGGAGUGAAGGCUUUGCAACAGAGGGCAUGCAAAUGGCUGGCCAUCAUCAUCACAUCCACCACCCCCCACCCAGCUCGUACCCGACCAGCGACCCGUCGAUGCUCGAGCGACCGGCUCGGAGACGAAGAACCGACUCGGAGCCGCACUCCACGGCGCCCACAUACGGUCCCCCACAGCCGACGACUCUCCCUCCCAUCCCACCUUCAGCUUACGGCAUCAACCCUUCGGUACAACACACAUCUGGCCCGCCUGGCCCGGCGAGGCUGCCUCCCCUGCGCCUGGAUCAACCACCUGUUUCAGAGCAUCCCCCCGGAUCCGGGGCUCCUCCCCCACCUCCGCUACCUCCACAAACUCAGGGGCCAUAUCCGCCCUACGGCCGACCAGCCUAUGCACCUGGAUGGCCAGCUGGACCAAAAGGAGCCCACCACGAUGGCAGCCAGAGGUGA